GCAACCGCCGCGGUUUACUAGUGUCUGUGCUGCUGGCUAGGGCAGACGCGAAUACGGUUCUUAUUCAUUACGUUGUUCCCUUGUGUGCCGUCCUCCUCGUUUGGUCGGUGUGAAGAAACUAGUUCUUUUUUUCUAUUUUGUGCAAUUGAACAAUGCAAACACCGCUUCGAUUCUUUUUUGGAAGUUGAUCGUGUAAUAGGAGCUGCACACCAGCUGAAUUUCUGCCAUUUUAGUUUACACUGUUCCUUCCCUUGUUCCCGUCAGUUGUGGUUCGUUGUGAAUCUCGUGUGUUUACCGAAAAGUGUCCAGCGCUGUGUUAUUCGAGUGGAAAUUAUAAUGCUACUCGAGAGAGAGAGGUGAUUUACGGUAGAACACGAUGAAGUGAAAAUGAGUUGUCAAAGUCAAAACCGUUGUCAACAUUGUCGUCACAAGCGUAUCCAAAAACAUUACCAUCAUCAACAGUGGCAGCAUCAGCAUCAGGUGUGAAUUAUUUCGAACUGGAAACGAGCAAGCCGAUCGAGCCCGCAACAGCAACAGGGUACACUCCAGAAUAAUUUGCCUUGCCGAGGUUAACAGGAAGUUGGGAAACCUCUCCUGCGGCAAGUUGUUGCCCCAGCAAAAGAAAAACGAAUACGCACUAUCCUCUACCAUAGAAUGAAAAUUUCCUUGAUAGUGUAGUUUCGAACUUCCCAGUUUUUUUAGCUCCAUACUGUCAUCCACACAAUCCUCCACGGUUAAGAAUCGCUUUCCUCUCGGGCACAACUCACACGUAUCGAGGAAUGACAAUUGUAAUGGCUGGCCUAACGACGACGGAGAUCUGUGAAAACACCAAAAUAGCCCGUGAAAUGGCCGUCAUGGGGAACUACGAUUCGGCCGGAAUUUACUACGAAGGCGUAUUGCAAAUGUUGCGUAAGCUUCUCAUGGGCAUCUCGGAACCAAUCCGGAAAGGCAAGUGGGUGAUGAUCCAGCAGGAAAUCAACAAAGAGUACACACAGAUGAAACUCAUUCAGAAGACGCUAACCGAGAUUACGAUGGAUCUGCAGAAUGCACCUCUGCAGGCACGCAUUCGGACACCGCUGCACGAAACGGCCAACAAAGAUCCGGCCGCAUGGUUUCGUGCCGACCCAGAUAUUUGGGCGCCACCCAACCCGAACCGGGAUCCGGAUGUUUGGGGUCCACCACCAAUGCCAUUGGAGCGAGAGCAUAACACCGGUGGCCGGACAAUUGCCUCGCGCAGUCAGAGUCGUUCGAGCACGGCACUCAACCGGAAAGCGGAGGUGAACAGGAAGAAUGCGGUAACCAAAUCGGCCACCUCGUCGGUGAUCUCUAGUAGGAGGACCGUAAGCUCAAGCGUGCGGACAAAUGGAAAAACCGCGACGUUACCCCGGAGCAAAGGGAAGCCUAGUGCGAAUGCUGCCGGGGACACUGGUAGCGAGGGUAGCAAAGGAGAAAAGAGCGACAAAGAGAAGAACGAUGACGAUAAAGAGGAUCAGGAGAAUCAGGAAGAGCCGGAGCGAAAGUUCGAACCGGCAAGCCAUGUGGAUGUAGAUCUAGUCGACAUGCUGGAACGUGAUAUUCUACAGAAAAAUCCCAACAUUCACUGGGACGACAUUGCGGAUUUGCAUGAGGCGAAACGUCUGCUUGAAGAAGCGGUUGUGCUUCCCAUGUGGAUGCCUGAUUAUUUCAAAGGAAUUCGGAGGCCAUGGAAAGGGGUACUGAUGGUGGGACCGCCCGGCACCGGCAAAACAAUGCUUGCGAAGGCUGUGGCCACCGAAUGUGGCACCACAUUUUUCAACGUUUCCUCUUCCACGCUCACAUCAAAGUACCGAGGAGAGUCGGAGAAACUGGUAAGAUUACUGUUCGAAAUGGCUCGUUUCUACGCUCCUAGCACCAUAUUUAUCGAUGAGAUCGAUUCACUCUGCUCGCGGCGAGGAUCGGAAUCGGAGCAUGAGGCUUCCCGCCGUGUAAAGUCAGAAUUGUUAGUACAAAUGGACGGCGUUAGUAACGAUGAGGCCACCAAGAUAGUGAUGGUCCUAGCGGCAACCAAUUUCCCCUGGGACAUCGAUGAAGCUUUGAGAAGACGUCUCGAGAAACGUAUCUACAUCCCUCUGCCGAACAAAGAAGGUCGCGAAGCGCUGCUCAAAAUCAAUCUCCGGGAGGUCAAGGUGGGCGAAACGGUGGAUUUGAACCUCAUCGCAACCCGACUGGACGGUUACUCUGGAGCGGACAUAACGAACGUCUGUCGAGAUGCGAGUAUGAUGUCAAUGAGGAGAAAGAUUGCCGGCCUUAAGCCGGAACAGAUUCGUCAACUGGCGAAAGAGGAACUGGAUCUGCCCGUGUCCAAUCAAGACUUCACCGAGGCUAUUGCCAAGUGCAACAAAAGUGUGUCGAAGGACGAUCUUAUCAAAUAUCAGCAGUGGAUGAGAGAGUUCGGCUCGUCGUGAUGUUGCCCUCAAAUCCCCAGCCCGGAGAAUCGUGCAAUAUUCACUAGGUUUUUGUGUUGUCCACACCGCCAUCAAGACUCGAAUUUUGUUUUAACCGUAUAUUUGUGCGUUUUAUAAGGUUCAUUUUUAAACAAAUACUUUUAAUUUUGUCUUCAGUAACAUUUUCUUUCAUGCCCUCGCUGGCGUUUGUUGUCAGAGGUUCUGUAAUUGGCAUUGAAUCCUGUAUCCCCUUGAGAAGUAAUGAUAUUUUGUUUCUCCGAGAAGAACUACAAUAUUUUACUUGUUCUCGUGUAUCUUAUUUUAUUUUAGAUGGUCCUCGCGUAAAUGUUCUUGCCACUAUACGAUGCGAACAUCACGUGGCGAGGCGUCACCAUCGCUAUAUUUUGCUCUAAUCGUUAUGAAUUGCUAGUUUGUAGUCUAAUUAAUCUUUAUACUUUAAAAUCUAAUCAAAACCACUAAAAUACAUCCAAUUACAUAAGGCUAAUUUUAUUAAUAUA
Molecule: messenger RNA, 2941 nt
Organism: Toxorhynchites rutilus septentrionalis
Lineage: Eukaryota; Metazoa; Arthropoda; Insecta; Diptera; Culicidae
Gene: Kat60
Product: katanin p60 ATPase-containing subunit A-like 1
Exons: 4
Coding region: 780-2444 (554 amino acids)
Biological process (GO): microtubule severing
Cellular component (GO): microtubule cytoskeleton
Molecular function (GO): ATP hydrolysis activity; microtubule severing ATPase activity; microtubule binding
Source: RefSeq, a predicted model, not a curated record